Corylus avellana is the source of this 1548-nucleotide messenger RNA. RefSeq names its product lysine-tRNA ligase. Lineage: Eukaryota; Viridiplantae; Streptophyta; Magnoliopsida; Fagales; Betulaceae. The record is from RefSeq and is a predicted model, not a curated record.
ACUGCUAGAGCUAGUUAGUUUAUGGUAAAGAAGCGAAGAACAUACAAGGUUUCAAGAAAUGGUGGCAGCAGUUGCUGUUUGCUUUCAGCAAUCUACCAUCUUGCAGAACCCCUGUCUGAGAAACCCAAAUUCCAGUUUUCUCGGUGGGUCCUUAAAGGGUCUUUGCUUACAGCUGAAACCCAGAAACAGGAGAAGAGAUGCCAUCAGUUUAGUGGUUGCUUCAGCAAGCCCUACCACCACACCCACAACCAAUGGUGGUGGCAGGUUUUAUUUCAACUUCACUGGCUUUCCUUUCCCUCUUGGUCCUUUUCUCAACAGGCGCACUAUCAGAACUGAGGCUGUGAAGGGCUGCAUAUGGCUAUUUGAACAAGAGCAAGCAUUAGGCUUUAGCAGUGUCUCAACAAACAUUCGAAUGACAGUCAUUAAACUCAAAUCAGGAGGAUUAUGGGUCCAUGCCCCGAUUGCUCCAACCGAGGAGUGUAUUCAGCUUGUGAAGGAGUUAGGAGCUCCAGUAGAAUACAUUGUUCUGCCUACUUUUGCUUACGAGCAUAAAAUAUUUGUUGGACCAUUUUCUAGAAAGUUCCCUCGAGCUCAGCUAUGGGUGGCCCCAAGGCAAUGGAGUUGGCCCUUGAAUUUGCCACUUGAGUUUUUUGGGAUUUUUCGCGCUAAAAUCUUGAAAGAUGAGGACUUGUCAACCCCAUGGGCUGCUGAGAUUGAACAUAAAAUUCUAAGCUCACCAGAAGUUGGAAUUGGGCCAUAUGUGGAGGUAGCAUUUUAUCAUAAGCGUUCAAGAACACUACUUGUAACAGAUGCCGUAAUUUUUGUACCAAGGCAGCCACCGGAGUGCAUAAGCAAAGAAUCCUUGUUAGCAUCCGCAAAGAAUGGUUUGGCUGUCAAAAUUCUUAGUAAAGGAAAGGAAGUUCCUGAGGAACCAGUUGUUGACAACAAGAAGAACCGUCAAAAGGGGUGGGAAAGAAUGGUUCUGCAAAUCUUGUUUCUUGGUCCAUCAAAUCUGCUGGAGCCUAAUGCUAGCUUUGCUCAAAUGUCUCAAAAGCUGAUUGUUUCACCCAUUGUAAAGACAUUGGUCUUCAGCAAAGUUCCUGAAAAGGUCAGGGAUUGGAUUGACAGUAUUGCACAGGACUGGAGGUUCAAGAGGAUAAUUCCUGCUCAUUUUUCUGCUCCAGUAAAUGCAAGCAGAUCUGACUUCUUAGCGGCAUUCGCAUUUCUUGAUGACCAGUUGGGUGAGCGAUACGGCACUUGGCCAUCACUCUCCCUUCUCCUCACAUCACUUAUGGGAAAGGCUGCCAGUUACUUCCCUCCAGAUGACAUGAAGACCUUAUCAUCUCUUGAUCAGUUUUUAGUCUCGGUGGGAGCGGUGAAGAAGACUGUCUCAGGCCGGAAACGAUGACUCAGCACGACAUGCAAUUUUGUUUGUGAAGAUUGCUCCUCUUAGAUUUACAAACAUUUGUACAUUUAGGUUAUAACAUGCUAUUUUACCAAAUGUCUGUUUCCUCAAAUUUGAUAUGAGAAAGGUAGUUCAAAUUCCCA